This is a messenger RNA of Plodia interpunctella (Indianmeal moth), 1372 nucleotides long. It is a transcript of the gene Snap29, whose product is annotated as Synaptosomal-associated protein 29kDa. Gene Ontology annotation, cellular component: plasma membrane; SNARE complex. Gene Ontology annotation, molecular function: syntaxin binding; SNAP receptor activity. The transcript has a single exon. The coding region runs from base 279 to 1097 and encodes 272 amino acids. The record is from RefSeq and is a predicted model, not a curated record. Gene Ontology annotation, biological process: synaptic vesicle fusion to presynaptic active zone membrane; synaptic vesicle priming; exocytosis. Lineage: Eukaryota; Metazoa; Arthropoda; Insecta; Lepidoptera; Pyralidae.
GGCGAUAUAUCAUUGCGAACUUAGGCGGAUGGAAGUAAAGUAGGUACCUACCUAGGUGGCUUGGUUUAUCGGGUUUAUUAGUCAGUUCAAUCAUCCUGCCUGUCAUCCAUCAUCACCAUCAAUCAGUCAGAGGCGAAGUGAAAGAAAAAAGAAAAGAAAUUCAAUUACAAAUACAUGUGUAAAGUUAUAUGUAUUAUCCGUGUUAUAUUUUUAUAGCUGCUGAAUGUGUGACUCCUUUUAAAACGUGUUUAUCUUUGUUGGAUAAUUGAGCAGAGGAAAUGUCUGGACACAAAAGCACUAUCAAUGCCACCAAUUUGUUCGAAGAUGAUGUGGACGACAAUACCUUUGUCAACAGUUAUAGAUCAAGAUUUCCUCCACCUCAGCCGACACCUUCAUCAACAAGCUAUGGAGGGCACAUCGCGGAACUUGAACGUCAAAGACAAAUGAUGUUGCAGAAACAAAAGGAAAUAGAACAACGUACACUUGACUCAUCGUGUCGUAGCAUAGGACUGCUGCGUGAAUCAGAGCAAAUUGGUAUCGCGACGGCAGAAGAGCUUACUCGUCAACGAGAACAACUUCAAAAUACCAAUAAGAGGCUAGAUGAGAUUAACACUAACUUAAAUUACAGCCAGAAACAUUUGAACGGUAUCAAGUCAGUAUUUUACGGACUUAAAAACUAUAUAUCUGGAAAAAGUGACAAAACACCUCCUCGUAGUCAAACUUCUCCUGACACUGGCAGCAUAGGAGGUCCGAGCAGCAGUAGAUUAACAGAUACUUUAGAUAAUCUUCAGCCAGCUUCUGAGGCAUAUGAACAGCCUUCUCGUUUUGAUUCCCAUCCUUCAACAAGACUCCGAGGCCUGGAUCAGCAAACAGUGUCACAGCCAGUGACAGACAGUCAGCGUGUGAAUGAAAUGCUUGAUGCAAAUUUGGAUGAGAUGGUAAAUGCAAUAUCAAGACUCAAGGGUCUUGGCACUGCUUUGGGUGAAGAAAUAGAGCAGCAGAAUCAUCUCAUAGAUACUAUACACGAUAAAGUUGAAGGCACUGACAUAAAGAUUGGAAAACAAAACAAACAGAUGAAUAAACUUCUUGGAAAAUAAGACAGGUGCAAUACCUACAUACUUUUGUAACAUUUCCAUAUAUUUUGUUGAUUACACUCAGGCAAUAUUAGAAUUAUAUUAAAUAAAUGUACAUAUUGUAAAGUACUCUUUUAAAGUUUUAUUUUUCUUUUUUUAUGAUAUUAAUAACGAUUAUAAUUAAUUAGUUAUAAUUUUAGCAGUGUUUGCCAGACUACCUUAUCAAAAUUAUGACCUUGUGCUGUUAUUGGUAAAAUACACAUACUAUUUUGUAUCUUAAUAAAAAUAUGUAUAUUGCA